CGGCGAUCCUCGCUUCCCACGGACUUGUCGGCCCCCCUCAGUAUGGCCCCCGCCAAGUCGACAGAGACCAAUUGGUCCGUUGGCUACGAUACCCUCCGUCGGGAGCAUCUUUUUCGACACCCCCCCAAAGAUCAAACCGCCUAUCCCGCCCUCGCCGAGGCCAUCCGCCCCCAUGUUGACUCCUUCAACGCCCUCUUCGACGGGCCCAAGAUCCUUGAAGCCGGUUUGAAAGAUAUCGGCACCAAGACCUUCGUGGAUGGAGACUUCGAAUCCCCCGAGCAGAAACGAGCCCGCCAGGCCGAGGGCCGCAAACCCCUCAAGCGCAACCGCCUGCAAGUCCGCAUCAAGGAGGUCUUGCUCGAGAAGCCCGCCCUCCCUCCCACCAACAAGUUCACCACCCGGAAUCGUAACAUCUACCCCUCCGAGUGCCGGGAGCGACAUGCCACCUACCGCGGGAAACUGCGCGCCCGCAUCGAGUACCGCGUCAACAAUGGGGACUGGGCCGAGUCCGUCCGGGAGCUGGGCCAGGUCCCCAUUAUGAUGCGCACCAACCGCUGUCACCUCGAGAACGCCACCCCGGCGCAGCUCGUCCAGCACAAGGAGGAGUCUGAGGAGUUGGGCGGAUACUACAUCGUCAACGGUAACGAGAAGCUCAUCCGAAUGCUGGUCGUCGGCCGCCGGAACUACCCCAUGUCCAUCAUCCGAGGAUCCUUCGUGAAGCGUGGUCAGGCCUACACCAAGUUCGGUGUGCAGAUUCGCUCUGUGCGCCCCGAUCAGACCUCCCAGACCAACGUGCUGCACUACCUCAGUGACGGCGGCGUCACCUUCCGUUUCUCCUGGCGCAAGAACGAGUUCCUCGUCCCCGUCAUGAUGAUCCUCAAGGCCCUGGUCGAGACCAACGACCGCGAGAUCUUCGAGGGCAUCGUCGGCGGGCCCAACUCCGAGGGCAUGAAGAACACCUUCGUCACAGACCGUGUCGAGCUGCUGCUGCGCACCUACAAGGCCUACUCCACCCACUCCCGCGCCUCCUGCCGUGCCCUCCUGGGUGAGAAGUUCAAGCCCGUGCUUGGCAUCCCCAUGGACACCCCCAACGAGGAGGCCGGCGCCGAGUUCCUGCGCAAGGUCGUCCUGCCCCACCUGGGCAACCAGGACGUCACUGAGACCCAGGACUACGACAAGUUCAAGCUGACCCUGUUCAUGAUCCGCAAACUCUACGCUCUCGUCGCUGGCGACUGCGCCCCCGACAACCCGGACGCCGUCUCGAACCAGGAGAUCCUGCUGGGUGGGUUCCUGUACGGGAUGAUCCUCAAGGAGCGUCUGGAGGAGUGGGUGCGCUCGCUGGCCCCCGUCCUGCGCGACUGGUCCAUGCGCAACCACGGCGCCCGCUUCACCGACCCGGCCUUCGAGCGGGACUUCCUCGGCAAGAUCGUCAAACGCACCAACGAGAACCUCGGCGGCGCCCUCGAGUACUUCCUCUCCACCGGUAACCUCGUCAGUCCCAGUGGCCUCGAUCUGCAGCAGACGUCCGGUUACACCGUCAUGGCCGAGAAGAUCAACUUCUACCGGUUCAUCAGUCACUUCCGCAUGAUCCAUCGUGGUAGUUUCUUCGCCCAGCUCAAGACCACGACGGUGCGCAAGCUGCUGCCCGAGAGUUGGGGCUUCUUCUGCCCCGUCCACACCCCCGAUGGCUCUCCCUGCGGUCUGCUCAACCACUUGGCCCACAAGUGCCUGAUCGCCACGAGCAACGUGGACGUCUCCCACCUGCCGCGGCUCCUCGUCCAGCUUGGCGUCCGGUCCGAGUCGUCGGUCUCCCUGGAGGAGAGCGUCACCGUCCAGCUGGACGGCCGCAUCGUCGGCUUUUGCUCCCCCGCGCAGGCCCGCGUGGUGGCCGACACCCUGCGGCACUGGAAGGUCGCCGGCACCCACCGCGUCCCGCGCGAGCUGGAGGUCGGCUACGUCCCCAACUCCACCGGCGGCCAGUACCCUGGCCUCUACCUGUUCUCGCAGGCGGCGCGCAUGUACCGGCCGGUCAAGUACCUGCCGCUGGACCAGCUCGACUACGUCGGGCCGUUCGAGCAGCCCUUCAUGGAGAUCGCGUGCCUGCCCGACGACCUCAUCGCCGGCCUGUCCACCCACAUCGAGUACACGCCCACCAACAUCCUCUCCAUCGUCGCCAACAUGACCCCCUUCUCCGACCAGAACCAGUCGCCGCGUAACAUGUACCAGUGCCAGAUGAGCAAGCAGACCAUGGGUACGCCCGGCACGGCCAUCGACUACCGCACGGACAACAAGCUGUACCGGCUGCAGACGGGGCAGACGCCCAUCGUGCGCCCGCCGCUCUACAACGCCUACGGGUUGGACAACUUCCCCAACGGGACCAACGCCAUCGUGGCCAUCAUCUCGUACACAGGCUACGACAUGGACGACGCGAUGAUCAUCAACAAGUCCGCGCACGAGCGCGGCUUCGGCCACGGCACCAUCUACAAGACCAAGGUCCACGGCUUGGACGACAAGGACUCGCGGCGCGGCAAGUCCCGCCGCGAGGUCGGCAAGCUGUUCGGCUUUGCCCCGGGCGCCGAGGUCAAGGCCGAGUGGCGUCAAACCCUGGACGAGGACGGACUGCCGCACAUCGGCGCGCGCGUGCGCGAGGGCAGCCUCGUCGCCGCCUGGCACACCGUCCGCUACGACGCCGCCACCGACUCGUACGUCAACGUCGACGGCCACACCCACUUCGUCAAGUACAAGGACGCCGAAGAGGGCUACAUCGACAGCAUCCGCAUCCUCGGCGCCGAGUCGGGUGUCGAGCCUUGCCAGUCUAUCAGCGUCAAGUACCGUGUGCCGCGUAAGCCCAUCAUCGGUGACAAGUUCUCGUCUCGUCACGGUCAAAAGGGUGUGUGUUCGCAGCUGUGGCCGGCAGUCGACAUGCCGUUCUCCGAGAGUGGUAUCCAGCCUGAUCUGAUCAUCAACCCGCACGCUUUCCCAUCUCGCAUGACAAUCGCCCAAAUGGUCGAAUCCAUGGCCGGCAAAGCCGGCGCCCUCCACGGCCACGCGCAAGACUCAACACCCUUCCAAUUCUCCGAACAAAACACCGCCACCGACUUCUUCGGCCACCAGCUGCGCAAAGCCGGAUACAACUACUUCGGCAACGAGCCUCUCUACAGCGGCAUCACAGGCAAGGAGUUCGCCGCCGACAUCUUCAUCGGCGUCGUCCACUACCAAAGACUGCGUCACAUGGUGAACGACAAAUUCCAAGUGCGCACCACAGGACCCGUCAACUCGCUGCACGGCCAGCCCGUCAAGGGCCGUGCCAAGGGUGGCGGUAUCCGUGUCGGUGAAAUGGAGCGCGACUCGCUCAUCGCUCACGGCGCAGCCUUCCUCCUCCAAGACCGUCUCAUGAACUGCUCCGACGCCCAGCGCGCCUGGCUCUGUCGCUGCUGUGGCUCUUUCCUGUCCACCCAGGCGACCGUCACCGCCACAUCAGCCGGCAAGGCCGCCGCUGCCGUGGCUGUGGCCGCUGCGUCUGCCGCCGCCGGCCAAGAGGACCAGCAGAAGCAGCAGAAGCAGCGGACUGGCGCCGGCGGCGUCGGCUCCCUCGUGCGGUGUCGGCGGUGCGCGCGCGAAGCCGUCUUCGAGGACUCCCGGGCUGUGGUCUGGGAGGACGGGAACGGCCGCAGAUAUGUGGGCGGCGACGACGUCACUGUCGUUGCUGUGCCGGGUGUGCUGAAGUACUUGGAUGUGGAGCUUGCUGCGAUGGGCAUUCGGAUGAAGUUUUUGGUUGAUAAUUAGAUCCUUUUCUUUUUUUUUCACUUUGCAUUUCGAGUCAUACUUUUUCUUUUCUUUUCUUUUUUCUUUUCUUUCUUAUAUGGGAGUGUAUGUGUUUUGCAUACGGGGCAAAAGAAUGACUGACUGCUAAGUUACUGCUGUCGACGACGGCUGUGACUGAGUAACCAUGUCAUGUUAAAGAUACGCCCUUGGCUUUGUUUUUCUAAUGACGUUUGGACAAAAGCAUUUGUUUUUGUAUUUAUUUAUCUAUAUCUGCUGGGUGAACUGUUUAUACGAGCAUAUAUCAUUAUUUCUUUC
This is a messenger RNA of Aspergillus candidus, 4080 nucleotides long. RefSeq names its product DNA-directed RNA polymerase I core subunit RPA135. The coding region runs from base 43 to 3786 and encodes 1247 amino acids. Lineage: Eukaryota; Fungi; Ascomycota; Eurotiomycetes; Eurotiales; Aspergillaceae. The record is from RefSeq and is a predicted model, not a curated record. Gene Ontology annotation, molecular function: DNA binding; ribonucleoside binding; DNA-directed RNA polymerase activity. Gene Ontology annotation, biological process: DNA-templated transcription. Gene Ontology annotation, cellular component: RNA polymerase I complex; nucleus. The transcript has 2 exons.